UGGGAGAUUUUAGUUGGCCAGGAGACCUCACUCAGAAGCUUCUCAUUUAAAUACAGUAUUUCUCCAUUGGCCAAGGAUGGUGGGUGGUGCACUGUGACCAUGAUUCCGGGGGCUGGCAUUGGGCCUGAACUUAUGCUGCAUGUCAAGUACACGUGUGCACCUAUAGACUUUGAAGAGGUGCAGUUCGGUUCCACUUCUCGUGAAGAGGAUGUUCGCAAUGGCAUCACGGCAGUCCAUUGAAACUGCAUGGUCUGGAAGGGGAACAUUGAAACUGACCACAACCUGCCACCACCUCACGAAUCCCGCAACGUUCCGCACCACCCUCCUCUCUCUGCUAACAUGAGUCUGCCGGGAGUGGAGACAGCACCAGAACACAGACUUCUUGGUUGUUCAGAGAACACAGAGGGUGAAUCCGGGAAACAGUCCGUGAGUGUGAAGGGAGUGAUGGAGAGCCUAGCGGUCAUUACCGAGGCCAAGUCUUCGUGCACUGCUGAAUAUGCCUUCCAGCUGGCUCAGGAGAUGGGGCUCAAGAAAGUGAGGGCCGUGCACAAGGCCAACCUUAUGAAACUGGGGGACGGUCUCUUCCUCCAGUGUUGUAGGGAGGUGGCGUCCUGCUAUCCUCAGAUCACCUUUGAAGCCAUGAUUGUGGGUAAUACCACCAUGCAGCUGGUAUCCCGGCCCCAGCAGUUUGACGUCAUGGUGAUGCCCAAUCUUUAUGGCAACAUCGUCAACAAUGUCUGCACAGGGUUGGUUGGGGGCGCAGGCCUUGUGGCUGGUGCCAACUAUGGCGCCUUAGAUGCAGUCUUUGAAACAGCUGCAUGGCAGUCAGGCAAGAACAUAGCCAAUGAGAAUAUGGCCAGCCCUCCCGGCAUGCUGCUGGCAGGUUGCAGUUUGCUGGAUUACCUCAAGCUCCACUCCUGGGCCACAUCCAUUCGGACUGCAGUCUUGGCAUCUGUGAAGAACAAAGCUGUCCAUACUCUAGACGUUGGAGACCAGGGUACCACAUCGGAUGCCAUUAAUAAUAGCAUCAACCACAUCAGUACUGUCAACGAAAUGGUCAGUGCUUGGGAGGUUGAGAUCUCCCAGAGAUCUUUGUGA
Molossus molossus (Pallas's mastiff bat) is the source of this 1098-nucleotide messenger RNA. Its product is annotated as isocitrate dehydrogenase [NAD] subunit gamma, mitochondrial-like. The record is from RefSeq and is a predicted model, not a curated record. NCBI's taxonomy places the organism in Eukaryota, Metazoa, Chordata, Mammalia, Chiroptera, Molossidae. Gene Ontology annotation, biological process: tricarboxylic acid cycle; isocitrate metabolic process. The annotation marks the transcript as partial. The transcript has a single exon. Gene Ontology annotation, cellular component: mitochondrion.